AUGGACCUAGUAAAUCUGACUACAGUCAGAAUGAAUACAAUGAAGACUACACGCAGAAUGACGGUGAGAAAACUUAUGAAGAGAAUGGCUACGUCAAGGACAAUGAAAACUAUGAUAAUGGUAAAGUGUACAACAACUAUGCUUAUGGUGCUAUCUCUGACAAAUACGAGAACACUAAGAACGAUGACACAGGAAAUGCCAAAUAUGAAUACGCCAAGAACUAUGAAAAAGCAUACCAAAAUUAUGGUUACGGUAACAGCUACGAAACGUAUGAUAUCAGUAAAGGGUACGACAAAUACAGUUACGGUGAUAGCUCUGUUAAGUAUCCUUACACCAAAGGUUAUGACAAGUACGGUUAUAGUAGUGACUACAGCAAAUACUAUGGUUACAAAGACUAUAACACAUACAGUUAUGAAAAAUACAAUGGCAAAUAUGGCUAUGGCAACAAUGGUCACGAAAAAAAACGGUUACGGUGAAUAUGAUAAUGGCAAAGAACAUGACCGAAACGGUAAUGGAGGAUUCCAUGGGAAGAAUGGUUACGACAAAUACGGUUACGGUGAGUACGAUAAUGGCAAAGACUAUGAGAAAUACAGUUAUGAAAAAUACAGUGGCAAAUACGGUUACGGUAAAUACGGUUACGGUGAAUAUGAUAAUGGCAAGGAACAUGAUCGAAACGGUAAUGGAGGAUUCCAUGGGAAGAAUGGCUACUACAAAUACGGUUACGGUGAGUACGAUAAUGGCAAGGAACAUGAUCGAAACGGUAAUGGAGGAUUACAUGGGAAGAAUGGCUACUACAAAUACGGUUACGGUGAGUACGAUAAUGGCAAGGAACAUGAUCGAAACGGUAAUGGAGGAUUACAUGGGAAGAAUGGCUACUACAAAUACGGUUACGGUGAGUACGAUAAUGGCAAGGAACAUGAUCGAAACGGUAAUGGAGGAUUCCAUGGGAAGAAUGGUUACGACAAAUACGGUUACGGUGAGUACGAUAAUGGCAAAGACAUGAGAAAUACAGUUAUGAAAAAUACAGUGGCAAAUACGGUUACGGUAAAUACGGUUACGGUGAAUAUGAUAAUGGCAAGGAACAUGAUCGAAACGGUAAUGGAGGAUUCCAUGGGAAGAAUGGCUACUACAAAUACGGUUACGGUGAGUACGAUAAUGGCAAGGAACAUGAUCGAAACGGUAAUGGAGGAUUCCAUGGGAAGAAUGGCUACUACAAAUACGGUUACGGUGAGUACGAUAAUGGCAAGGAACAUGAUCGAAACGGUAAUGGAGGAUUACAUGGGAAGAAUGGCUACUACAAAUACGGUUACGGUGA
Messenger RNA from Heterobilharzia americana, 1315 nucleotides. Lineage: Eukaryota; Metazoa; Platyhelminthes; Trematoda; Strigeidida; Schistosomatidae. The record is from the annotation of a GenBank genome assembly.